Messenger RNA from Acaulospora morrowiae, 674 nucleotides. Lineage: Eukaryota; Fungi; Glomeromycota; Glomeromycetes; Diversisporales; Acaulosporaceae. The record is from the annotation of a GenBank genome assembly.
AUGGACUCAGAUUAUGAUAACGAUUCCUUUGAAUUUGAGUUAUCAGAAAUAUUAUCUGAAGAUGAGUUAUCAGAAUUACUACUAUCUGAAGUUGGAUACUCCGAAGUUCGUUCAAAAGUUAAAUGCCCAGAAUGUCGUCAUUACUUUAUUAGUAAAACAUCUCUUCAACCUUGUAAAUAUUGCUUUAGCAACAAAUUUCAGCAGGUUGAUAGCGGUAAUAAAGAAGUUGAUAAAUAUAUUAAAAAAACACACACAAAUAUACGAGAAAAGCAACUUGCGUGGAUAUCUUUUGACGACCUCAAAAUUAUAGAACAAAUAGGUCAAGGCGGGUUUGGUAAAAUAUUCAAAGCAUCGAGGAAUAGGAGAGAAACUGUCUAUAGCAAGCAUAAAGGAAAAAAAGAAAAAGUGCAUAAACAAACAGUUGCACUGAAGAUUUUUAAUGAUUCAAGUAUGGUUGACAUUGAUUUUUUAAACGAGUUACAAAACACAAAUAUAAGCUUUAAAAAGCACCGAGAUAGACCAGAUAGAUGUUGUCCAAUAGUUCUCUGUUUUGGUGUUUCUCGAGAUCCAUCAUCUGGAAAUUUAAUCUUAGUCAUGGAGCGUUGUAAAAACGGCGAUUUUCACAGGUUUUUAAGCAAAAAUUUUGAAAAUAUUACUUGGAUGACCAAGGCUUG